This is a messenger RNA of Apodemus sylvaticus (European woodmouse), 3930 nucleotides long. It is a transcript of the gene Slc31a1, whose product is annotated as solute carrier family 31 member 1. Gene Ontology annotation, cellular component: membrane. Gene Ontology annotation, biological process: copper ion transmembrane transport. The record is from RefSeq and is a predicted model, not a curated record. The transcript has 5 exons. Gene Ontology annotation, molecular function: copper ion transmembrane transporter activity. NCBI's taxonomy places the organism in Eukaryota, Metazoa, Chordata, Mammalia, Rodentia, Muridae. The coding region runs from base 186 to 764 and encodes 192 amino acids.
UCGGCGGCCUUUACUGCGGUCGUGGGACACGUCGAGCCGGGCAGUAGUGGUGGGGGCUUGGGAGAAGUCCAGACCUGGUUAGGGUAUCCAGUUCUGAGAGGAAGACUCAGGCGGCGGGGCUUGCCCUGGGAAGACUUUUCCACUGAAUCUCAUCUUUUUCUGGAAAACUGGAUCCUUCCGGCCCCAUGGGGACACACCAUAUGGGGAUGCACCAUAUGGAGAUGGAGCACAUGGAGGACAACAUCACCAUGCCACCUCACCAUCACCCGGCCACCACAGCCUCACACUCCCACGGCGGAGGGGACGGCAUGAUGAUGAUGCCUAUGACCUUCUACUUUGGCUUUAAGAAUGUGGACCUAUUGUUUCCCGGUUUGGUAAUCAACACACCUGGGGAAAUGGCUGGAGCUUUCGUGGCAGUGUUUUUACUAGCAAUGUUUUAUGAAGGACUCAAGAUCGCCCGGGAGGGUCUGCUUCGAAAGUCUCAAGUCAGCAUUCGCUACAAUUCCAUGCCUGUCCCGGGACCAAAUGGGACCAUCCUUAUGGAAACACACAAAACUGUAGGGCAGCAGAUGCUGAGCUUCCCACACCUCCUGCAGACGGUGCUGCACAUCAUCCAGGUCGUCAUCAGCUACUUCCUCAUGCUCAUCUUCAUGACCUACAACGGGUACCUCUGCAUUGCAGUAGCGGCCGGGGCUGGGACAGGAUACUUUCUCUUCAGCUGGAAGAAGGCGGUGGUGGUGGACAUCACAGAGCAUUGCCAUUAGCAUCAGACUCCACGUAUGGCCUUAUUAAUUGGGACUGGAAGAUAUAAUUCCCUUUCCAAUCAUCCCUUCUCUCUCCUGUCUCUUUAUACACACACACACAUCUACUGAAUAGAGGCCUAGCUGACAGUCUCUGAGUAGUGGUUUUUCUAAUAAGAUGAAAUUGACUUUUCUCUUAAGAAGUCACCUGUGAGCUGUCUUCUCCCUCAUCAUCCUGAGCCUUAUCUAAUCUAGGUAGCUUCCUAGUUAAUGAUUUGGUUAUCUGCUUCUUUUUACUUUUCUGUUUUUUAUUUUGUUUUGUUUUAGUUUUUUUUGUUUGGUUUUUUUUUUUUUGGUGGGGGGAGUGGGGUACAUUUUGUUUUAAACAGAUAAUAUGUGUAUCUGAUAGGUGGGAUUCUGGGUCAAUGAUGAAAAACGAUUGUAACAGGAUUGAUGGCAAAUUGGGGACAUCUCAUCCAACUGGAACUUAAAUUUCACAUUAGAAAUAAGCUCCAGUCUUAACUCAGUGAGUGGAAAACACAUGUGCCUCUUCCAGGAGUGACGUGUUACCCCGAAACCCGUGUAGUGUGUGCAGAGUGGGUAGGGACUAAACAUAGGCCUGGAGUCUGAGUCUGUAUGGCCGCUCAGUCGUCAACCUGUGUUCCUACUUAACAUUUGAUUAGAAUGAACUUGCCAAUCAACAAAAACAGGACAAUCAAUUUAAGACAACAGAAAUAGAGAUUGUUAAAUAAAACCAUUAGUAUUUUACUUUGGCUCAGUGCCUUGGUUUGUCCCAACUGAAUAAGAGUUUGUAUUGUUUUUAUGUGUGUACUAUGAAACCAAUUUUCAAACUUUACAGUGCUUCAGAGUCACCCAGAAGGCUUGUUAAGACACUACGAGGUGGACCUCAACCCCAGAACCACCACAUUUGGCAUUUCUAAGUUCCUAGGUGAUGUUUCUACAACAGUCCAGAGGAUGACCUUAAGAGUCUCUGCAUUAAACUAGCAAAGUUGCGCCUAGAAGGGACGGGGUGGGACUACCUGGUAUCAGGCAUGGACAUCUGAAUUGCUGGUUGGUAGGUGGUGUGUCCUGGGUAUAUGUCACAUCUAAAUGCUGCUGGUUGAUACUUAAUCAUUCCACAAACAUUUAUUCAGCUCCAAACAUGCUUUCUGUGUACUCACAUGCAGUGUGUGGGAUUCCAGCCAACGUACACUUACCAGCAUAUAUGAAGUCUCUAGUCCUGACUUUUUUUUUUCUUUUUGGUUUUUUUGAGAGACAGGGUUUCUCUGUGUAGCACUGGCUGUUCUGGAACUCACUCUGUAGACCAGGCUGGCCUCCAACUCAGAAAUCUGCCUGCCUCUGCCUCCCAAGUGCUGGGCUUAAAGGCGUGCACCACCAAUGCCUGAAGUCUUGACUUUUAAAGAUCGAAGGUUCCUUGGAAGUUAUCUGAAGGCCAAGAGACCUUUGCUCUGCUGUGAGUCAGCCAGUCAAAAGGCCAGAAAGGCAAAAACCUUUGGAGAGACAUGGGGCAUGGUCUGCCGAAAGCCAGAUUGUGCUCAGUGCACACUAUGUAGGUCCCCAUCCGCUACUUAACCAUCUUUAUUAUUUACGGGGAUUUACAUAGAUUACAAUGGCCAAAAAACCCUUUCUCAACAAAGAAUCUCAUUGGAUAUUCUGUUAAUAAUUAAUCUACAUGCAGGCUUGUUCCCAAACUACCUCUUCUGUGUGAGUCUUCCUGUGCUGGUCUGUUAAAUCCUGCCCUCUUUGGUGCUAGAUCCAGUUGUGCCUCAGAGCAGAAGAAACAAACCUGCUGUCUUGUUGGCCCAGUGUUUCAGUUUUGAAAUUUGUACUUUCUCCUCUGUACGUGCCAAUUACAUAUUGGAGAACAAGGAAUGUGUACUUUGGUGACUUUGAACCAAGAAAAGGUUUUAAGUCUACUGGAUGGAGUCUAAAGAUCUUAGAAAUUAACUUUAGCCCUUUGCUUUCUCUUAGUUCAUUCUGCUGUGCUGGUUUUUAAGCCCCGCAUGUGAAUGCCAGGUACUGACAUCCCAACACUAACACUACGGUGCAAAUAGAAGCCAAGGAAUAAUAAACCCAGGGGAAUACAGAAACCACUUGUGGUGACCCUGGUGCUCUCUAGAAUCUCCAGAUGAGCUGCUGUAAAACACCUUCCAGGGGCUGAGGCACAGCUCUGAUGGGGAUCACUUGCCUAGCCUAUGUCAGGCCCUGUGUUUAAGCCCUAACACCCUAAAAAUAAAGCAUAAACUAUCAGGAAUGGGGCCUUAUCACUGAGGUGAGAAGAAGGUGCUAUGAAUCUGAAACCAAGAGUCACCGCACUUUGAUGUGGUUCUUCAGAGUAGCUUCAGCUUUUGUCUACUGCAAAUCCUAAACUUGAGAUCCCUGAACUAGGUUGCCAGAGAAUGCUGUUAGUGCAGAACAGAGGUAAGCUUAAGUCCCAUCCUCUUGAACUUUAAUGCCCAGCCUUUGUGUUUAUUUUAUUUAUAUGUCUCCUUUCUUCUGUGGGAAGGCUGAGUGUCUUUAGCCCCUGCCCUACUUUUCCCUGCCUGUCUUUGAUCCCAGACAGCUUAGUGUUUUAACAUCUCUCUUAGUGUUUAACAUCUCUCUCACCAUCCUGAUGCAGUAGGCAUUGCUAUUGCUGUUGUUAUAACUACCUAAUAAUUAGAAUUUUGUAUUUCCAAAGCAAGUCUUAAGUUUGCUUCAAGAAGCAGUUGUUCCACUGGAAUUUCUCUAAAGCUGGGUGAAGGAUGACUGUCCACAGAGUUACAGAUCCUAGGUACUAACUGAAGGCCAAGAUGGAAGAAUACUCAACACCCCAUUGCCCACGAAUGGAACUCCUCAGCAUCCAUCAGAAAGUUUCUUCACUGCCCCAUGGCAGGCUUGUCCCAAACUCCCCUUCAGGCCGUGGGCUCGGGCUCCUUAUUAGAAUCAGGAGCGUGAGGCAGGGUGUACAUCCUGUCAUUGAAUCUUGCACCUGCCCUUUCUAGCCACCCCAGAAGAUGCAUCCAAACAACAGGUCUGCAUUUGAUGUAAUGCCUUACUCACUGGGUCUGCAUUCACAUUGACUGUUUCCGAGACUGUAAGCUCCCAGAGAGCAGGACUGCUGUAAUAGGAAUGUUUUAAGUGUUGUGUGCAAGAAAACAAAAUAAAUAUUUUGAUUUUUGUGAUUCUA